ACAUGUGUCUGCACCUUGCACCCCAGUUCCUACCAACCUUCGGCCUCCAGUCCUGGGCUGCCCCGCCUGCCUUGGAAGCCCUGGCGGGGCAAUGGCCACACCCAGGAAGAAGCCAGUCAGCUUUUCCUGGAUGACUCCAAAAUGAAGAACUUCAUCACCUGUUUCAAAGACCUGCAGUUCCUGGUCACCUUCUUCUCCCGUCUGAGACCCAACCGCAGCGGGCGCUACGAGGCUUCCUUCCCCUUCCUCUCUCCCUGCGGCAGGGAGCGCAACUUCCUGCGCUGCGAGGACCGGCCCGUGGUCUUUACGCAUCUGCUGGCUGCAGGCUCCGGGUCCCCGCGCCUCUCCUACUGCGGCGGCGGCGAGGCGCUGGCUGUGCCCUUCGAGCCCGAGCGCCUGCUGCCCCUGGCCACCAACGGGCGCCUGUACCACCCCGCGCCGGAACGCGCAGGGGGCGUAGGUCUGGUGCGCUCGGCCCUGGCCUUCGAGCUCAGCGCCUGCUUCGAGUACCCGCCCGGUGCGUCCGCGGUGCCCUCCCACGUGCACUGGCAGGGCCAACGCCUCCCCCUCACCAUGGAUCUGGCCCCGCUGCUGCUCGCCGCCCCCCAGCUCUGAGCGUCAGGCGGGAGGCCGCGGGCCCUGAGCGCCCCUCUCGCCCGCGUCGCUGCGCACGCGCCACCCGGAGAGCGCGCAGGCCGCGUGCGCGUGCGCGUCCGGGAGCAUCUAGGCCCCGCCCCGCCCGGCGCUGUCCGAGGUGCUGCCGCGGCCGGUCCCCGACCGAAUGCGGGAAGGGGCCCAGGCCUUUCUGCUCUCUCCCGAUCUGGGGCAUCCUCUGCUUCCGCUCGCGACGGCAGGCCCGGGCGACCGGGCGAGAGGCACAGGGGCUCCAGUGCGCUUGCGCGCCCGGCCCCCGCCCCUCCCCCGCCCGGGCUGCUCUGUGGGCCGGGGCGCCGUGGGCUCGGCGGGGGAGCCGCGCCGCAGGAGCGUCAGGUGAGGGGGCGCCCGAACCAAGGUCAGUGGGCAUGGGGCGGGAUCGGGGCCGUCCACUACACGCACUGAGGACGUGCGACCUGGCGGGACCACGCCCUGCCCUGAAUCGCCCAGAACAGACCCGUGCUCUGGGGAUGCAGGCGAAGCCUUGGGGUACCUAGGUGCCUGGCUCGGUUUUCAUUCUGCGCCCGAUGGGGUCGCAGGGCUUCACCCCACCCCCCACCCCGCGCAGAUGGGCGCCCUGGAGGCAGUGUCAGCCAUCUCCAAGCCUAUGCGUGACGCCCGGGCCCCUACCCAGCCGGAUUAGGGUUUGUCCGCCGAGUAAAAGGAUUUGUGUGCGGGCCUCCCAGGCUCUUCCCGCCUGGGCCCUCAUCCUUGCCCAGCUGGCCCUGUGACAUGGAUCCGCAUCUAGGGGUGCCCGUAUGAGCAGCAGCGCCCUGAAUCCCGAGGAGGAAGCUAAGAACCUUCUCUACUGGAGAGGCCUUGCUCCUGGAAGAUGGGUGUGGGCAAGCCCUUUUGCUCGAGGAGAUGAGUGCCAGGGGCCAAGAGAAAUCCCCUGGCUUCUUGGGGCUCGCAAACAUCCUGAGACACCAAGGAGCUGCCUCUGCCUGGGCCAAAGCUACUCCAUUAAAACUUUUGCUGUGCCUACUUCA
Myotis brandtii (Brandt's bat) is the source of this 1643-nucleotide messenger RNA. It is a transcript of the gene CUNH8orf82, whose product is annotated as chromosome unknown open reading frame, human C8orf82. Bases 142 to 615 code for a protein of 157 amino acids. The transcript is spliced from 3 exons. Lineage: Eukaryota; Metazoa; Chordata; Mammalia; Chiroptera; Vespertilionidae. The record is from RefSeq and is a predicted model, not a curated record.